AACAUUGAAAAUGAGUCCCACCCGAUGGGACUUUCCUGUGGAAUUAUGUUGCCGGCCUAUGGCUUUUGUUACCCUUACUGGCCUGGAUGUAGUUUAUAAUGCUGUUCAUCGUGCUGUUUGGGAUGCUUUUUGUGCUAAUCGAAGAGCUGAUCGAGUACCAAUUUCUUUCAAAGUUCUCCCAGGUGACCAUGAAUAUCCAAAAUGCAGAACCAAGAGGACAUCCUAUGAGUGGUACAUUCCAAAAGGGAUCUUGAAGACUGGUUGGAUGAACAAACAUCUGAAUCUGGUGCCAGCCCUUGUGGUUGUGUUCUAUGAAUUGGACUGGGAUGAACCUCAGUGGAAAGAAAAGCAGUCUGAAUGUGCUACUAGAGUAGAAAUAGUAAGGCAAAGUUUACAAGGCAGAAACACAAAAGUUGCUGUGGUUCUCAUUCAAAAGAAAACACCUUUACCUCCAGGAGAAGAUGUGAUUGCUUCAGAAAGGGCAGCUGCUUUAUGUAAUGCCUGUGAACUUUCUGGGAAAUCUCUGUUUGUCCUGCCACAUACUGAUCACCUUGUUGGUUAUAUUAUAAGAUUGGAAAAUGCAUUUUAUGAACAUGCACAGACUUACUACUACACUGAGAUCCGAAGGGUAAAAUCUCAUAAAGAAUUUUUGAACAAAACAACCCACCAGCUUUUAUUUGUCAGACAUCAAUUCAAAAUAGCUUUCUUCAGUGAACUCAAACAAGAUACCCAGAAUGCUCUGAAGAAUUACAGGACUGCCUACAAUCUUGUACAUGAAUUGAGAGCCCAUGAAACUAAUAUGCUGGAAAUUAAGACAAUGGCAGGAUUUAUAAACUACAAGAUCUGCAGGCUGUGUUUCCAACACAAUACGCCCUUGGAUGCAAUUGCUCAGUUCCGAAAGCACAUAGACUUGUGUAAGAAAAAAGUUGGAAGUUCAGAGUUGGCUUUUGAACAUGCCGCUUGGAUGUCUAAACAGUUUCAAGCCUUUGGAGAUUUAUUUGAUGAAGCUAUUAAAUUAGGUUUGACAGCUAUUCAAACUCAGAAUCCUGGUUUCUAUUAUCAGCAAGCAGCAUACUAUUCUCAAGAACGGAAACAGCUUUCAAAAGCACUUUGUAGCCAUGAUUCUUCUGUGAUGUAUCCCAGUCCUGAUCCCUUAGAAAUACAAACAGGUGUGCUUGACUUUUAUGGACAGAGAGCCUGGCGACAAGGAAUUCUAAGUUUUGAUCUUUCUGAUCCUGAAAAAGAGAAGGCAGGAAUUCUUGCCCUUCAGCUGAAGGAAAGGAAUGUCAGCCACUCAGAAGUAAUAAUAACUCUUCUAAGUAAUGCUGUUGCACAAUUUAAAAAGUAUAAGUGUCCACGAAUGAAGAGUCAUUUAAUGGUUCAGAUGGGAGAAGAAUAUUACUUUGCCAAGGACUAUACUAAAGCUUUGAAAUUGUUGGAUUAUGUGAUGUGUGAUUACCGGGGGGAAGGAUGGUGGACCUUACUCACAUCUAUAUUGACCACAGCUCUGAAAUGUUCCUACCUCAUGGCUCAAUUAAAAGAUUACAUUACCUAUUCCCUCGAGCUCCUUGGAAGAGCUUCUACCCUAAAAGAUGAUCAGAAAUCUCGAAUAGAAAAGAACCUCAUGAAUGUUUUAAUGAAUGAAAAUCCUGAUCCAGAACCGGAUUGUGAUACAUCAGCUGUGAAAACUGCUCAAAAGCUCUGGGCUGACCGUGUUUCCCUGGCAGGCAGCAAUAUUUUUACAAUAGGUGUACAGGACUUUGUGCCAUUUGUACAGUGCAAAGCCAAAUUUCUAGCCCCAAGCUUUCACGUGGAUGUACCUGUUCAAUUUGAUAUUUACCUCAAAGCCGAUUGUCCACAUCCCAUCAGAUUUUCCAAGCUCUGUGUUAGCUUUAAUAAUCAGGAAUAUAACCAGUUCUGUAUGAUAGAAGAUGUACACCAAGUGGGUGAUGUUUUGGAAAAUUCAACCCAGGGAACCAUGUGUCUAGUUCCUGGUAAAACAAGGAAGUUUUCCUUUAAGUUUGUUGCAAAAACUGAAGAUGUGGGAAAGAAGAUUGAGAUUUCCUCAGUGGAUCUGAUCCUGGGUAGUGAAAUUGGAAGAUGCGUGAUUCUAAGUUGGCAGGGAGGAGGAGGAGAUGCUGCUUCCUCCCAAGAAGCAUUACAGGCUGCACGUUCUUUCAAAAGACGACCUAAGUUACCAGAAAAUGAAGUUCAUUGGGACAGUAUAAUAAUUCAAGCAAACACCAUGAUCAUUUCUAGAGUUCCAAACAUUUCUGUUCAUCUCCGACAUGAGCCCCCUGCUCUGACUAAUGAAAUGUAUUGUUUAACUGUCACCAUUCAGUCACAAGAGAAGACCACAAUCAGGGAUGUGAAACUCACUGCUGGUUUGAAACCAGGACAAGAUGCUAAUCUGACUCAGAAAACCCAUGUAACUCUUCAUGGAACAGAAAUGUGUGAUGAUUCCUACCCUGCUUUACUUCCUGAUAUUCCUGUUGGAGAUUUGCAGCCAGGUGAACAGCUGGAAAAAACAUUAUAUAUUCGUUGUGGAACAGUGGGCUCAAGAAUGUUUCUUGUAUAUAUUUCUUACUUGAUCAACACAACUGUUGAAGGGAAAGAAAUUGUUUGUAAAUGUCACAAGGAUGAAACUGUUACAAUUGAAACUGUCUUUCCAUUUGACGUUGCUGUUAAAUUUGUCUCUACAAAGUUUGAGCACUUAGAAAGGGUUUAUGCAGACAUACCCUUUCUGUUGAUGACGGACAUUUUAAGUGCCUCACCUUGGGCUCUCACCCUUGUAUCUAGCCAGUUACAGCUUGCUUCUUCCAUGAUUCCAGUGGAUCAUCCACAGUCCCAUGUGGAGAAAGUUGUCUUACAGACUGGUGAGAGUGCCAGUGAAUGUUUCUGUCUUCAGUGCCCAUCGGUUGGAAAUGUGGAAGGUGGAGUACCCACUGGACAUUAUGUUAUCUCCUGGAAGAGGACUUCAGCCAUAGAAAAUGUCCCUGUCAUCAACACUGUCAUUACUCUGCCACAUGUGAUUGUAGAAAGUAUCCCUCUCCAUGUGAAUACAGAUCUCCCAUCCUUUGGUCGUGUUAGAGAAUCAUUACCUGUCAAGUAUCAUCUACAGAAUAAGACCAGCUUAGUUCAAGAUGUAGAAAUUUCUGUGGAACCCAGUGAUGCCUUCAUGUUCUCAGGUCUUAAACAGAUUAGAUUACGUAUCCUACCUGGCACAGAGCAAGAAAUGUUAUACAACUUCUACCCUUUGAUGGCUGGAUACCAGCAGCUGCCAUCGCUCAACAUCAACUUGCUCCGAUUCCCUAACUUCACCAAUCAACUGCUCAGACGUUUUAUACCUACUUACAUUUUUGUAAAGUUCCAGAGGAGUGGUGAUGAAGUUUGCUCUCCACCUCCUGACAGAGAAGUAAUGGGAUACCAAGUGCAGAAUGAGGAUGUUGUUGGGAGCCGACUCCACGUUCCAGAGAAUAGCAUACAGUUUUCCAAGUGACCAGACAGGCUGGGCGACUUAAGAACAAUGAGCCUUUUGUGCUCUUGUAGGCACUCUCAGUCUUGUAAAAGUGCUGUUGGACUUAGCCGAUAAAAGUGCAGAGAUUCAAAUGUUGAGUGUGCCCUACUAGAUUCCCCAUUCACUUUCCCAAUGUGGCUUGCCUCUAAAGAUUACAUUCAGGAAGGGGCUGGCAGUUAAGAAUUGGCCACAUGCAUUAUUCACAUAGGAACAUUUAUUUCCCAUUGUUACACUGCAAAUGUGUGUGCAAGUUGUGGGGUGUUUGAUGGGUUAGCCCGUUUGGUUUUUGGUACAGGGAAAAGGCUUGCAAGGCACUUAAAUAAAAAGUUCUAAGCCCACAAUUAUCAUGCACCUUUGGCUCAGUAAUGCCAGUUAUGUUCUUGUUUGAGUCUGCCUUCCAGGGAGAGAGGCUCUCUCUAACUUGGCUAAGAGUGGGAAAAGGACACUUGAUUGAUUGAUAGGAUGAAUGAAAAUGCUUCCACCUUUGAGGAAGCCCUUUGUUCAAGGGUUUAAAGCCAAUAAAUGUCUUGCCCAAAGUUACUUGGCUAGUUAAUGGUGGAAAUGGGCCUAAAAUAGUAAUAAUAGCCUUUCUGUCUAUGGGUUUACAAUGCAUCUUCCUCACAGUAACCAGACAACUUAGGUAGUACAAGAAUUCUACUUAUACUACAGAUGAGGAAACGGGCUCAGGGAAAUUAUAUGACUUACCCAAAAGUCACACAGCUAGGAAAUAAGAGAUAAGAACUAUGGCCCUUUUUUUUCCCCCGGAUUUCAAGUUCAGUGUGUUUUCCAAUUCACUGCGCUGCCUUCUAAUAAUGCAUGGGCACGUUGUUUAGUAACGACUUUCUAAAGCCAGGCAGUGAGGUAAGACUAUUCUUGUGUGAAAUAAAUAUUUGGGGGACCUCUAACUCAGUCCAUCUCGGGAGGACUCAAUGUAGGAGUCAUGGCACAGUCUGCAUCCUUGUGUAAUGUCCCCAUGGAGAGAGGAGCUGAUACUUCGAAAAGCCAGGAGGGAAGUGGAGGGGGUUCUUUGCAUCUGUACCUGUCUCUGAUAUGAGGCUUUUCUCUGAACUCUUCCCUUAUCCUGCAGUCUUUGGUGAGCUACGGCAGCUCAAAGUGCAGAUUUUUACCUAACAUUAGAAAGGCUGGAAACCCUAUUUCUCUCUUCUUU
Monodelphis domestica (gray short-tailed opossum) is the source of this 4685-nucleotide messenger RNA. RefSeq names its product trafficking protein particle complex subunit 11 (gene TRAPPC11). The record is from RefSeq and is a predicted model, not a curated record. Lineage: Eukaryota; Metazoa; Chordata; Mammalia; Didelphimorphia; Didelphidae.